Molecule: messenger RNA, 3076 nt
Organism: Chelonoidis abingdonii (Abingdon island giant tortoise)
Lineage: Eukaryota; Metazoa; Chordata; Testudines; Testudinidae
Source: RefSeq, a predicted model, not a curated record
GAUGGGAACCCCAAGGAAAGCAGCCCCUUCAUCAACAGCACAGACCUGGAGAAGGGCAAGGAGUAUGACGGGAAGAACAUGGCCCUCUUCGAGGAAGAGAUGGACACCAGCCCCAUGGUCUCAUCCCUGCUGAGCGGCCUGGUGAACUACACAAACCUGCCGCAGGGCAGCCGGGAGCACGAGGAGGCGGAGAACAAUGAUGGAGCCAGAAAGAAACCUGUGCAGGCUCCACGGAUGGGCACGUUCAUGGGCGUUUACCUGCCCUGCCUGCAAAACAUCUUUGGGGUGAUCCUCUUCCUGCGCCUCACUUGGGUGGUUGGAAUUGCUGGCAUCAUGGAGUCGUUCUGCAUGGUUGUCCUGUGCUGUUCCUGCACAAUGCUGACGGCUAUUUCCAUGAGUGCCAUCGCUACGAAUGGUGUCGUGCCAGCGGGUGGCUCCUACUACAUGAUCUCGCGCUCUCUGGGGCCGGAGUUCGGAGGGGCUGUGGGGUUGUGCUUCUACCUGGGCACCACCUUCGCGGGAGCCAUGUACAUCCUGGGCACCAUCGAGAUCCUUCUGGCCUAUAUCUUCCCCGCCAUGGCCAUUUUCAAGGGAGAGGAUGCCAGCGAGGAAGCCGCGGCCAUGCUCAACAAUAUGCGUGUCUACGGCACCUGCGUGCUCACCUGCAUGGCCACGGUGGUGUUCGUCGGGGUCAAGUACGUCAACAAGUUUGCCUUGGUUUUCCUGGGCUGCGUCAUCCUCUCCAUCCUGGCCAUCUACGCCGGGGUCGUCAAGUCUGCCAUCGACCCCCCCAGCUUCCCGAUCUGUCUGCUGGGGAACAGGACGCUGUCGCGCCACGGCUUCGACAUCUGUGCCAAGCUGGUGCUGGAAGGCAACGAGACAGUGGGCUCCAAGCUGUGGGAGCUUUUCUGCACCUCCAAAUUCCUCAACGCCACCUGUGACGAGUACUUCCUGAGGAACAACGUGACCGAAAUCCAGGGCAUCCCAGGCGCUGCCAGUGGGCUCAUCAAAGAGAAUCUCUGGAGCACAUACCUGACCAAGGGUGUGAUCGUGGAGAAGCAGGGGAUGCCCUCGGUGGCCCUCACGGACCCCGUUGUCGACAUGGACCAGCCCUACGUCUUUAGCGACAUGACCUCAUACUUCACCCUGCUGGUGGGCAUCUACUUCCCGUCCGUCACAGGUAUAAUGGCCGGCUCCAACCGAUCAGGAGACCUGCGCGAUGCUCAGAAAUCCAUCCCCACAGGGACCAUCCUGGCCAUCGCCACAACUUCUGCUGUCUGCAGGUUUGGCGAGGCUGUCAAUGGGAACCUGGUGGUUGGAACCCUCGCCUGGCCAUCUCCAUGGGUGAUUGUCAUCGGAUCCUUCUUCUCCACAUGUGGGGCAGGUCUGCAGAGCCUCACAGGAGCCCCCCGCCUCCUCCAGGCCAUCUCCCGGGAUGGGAUCGUCCCCUUCCUGAGGGUCUUCGGCCACGGCAAAGCCAACGGGGAGCCCACCUGGGCGCUGCUCCUCACCGCCUGCAUCUGUGAGAUCGGAAUCCUCAUCGCCUCCCUGGACGAGGUCGCCCCCAUCCUCUCCAUGUUUUUCCUGAUGUGCUACAUGUUUGUCAACUUGGCGUGCGCGGUGCAGACGCUGCUGAGGACACCCAACUGGCGGCCCCGAUUCCGAUAUUACCACUGGACACUCUCCUUUCUGGGCAUGAGCCUCUGCCUGGCCCUGAUGUUCAUCUGCUCCUGGUACUAUGCGCUCGUGGCCAUGCUAAUCGCCGGGCUCAUCUACAAGUACAUCGAAUACAGGGGAGCGGAGAAGGAAUGGGGCGAUGGCAUCAGAGGGCUCUCGCUCAGCGCAGCACGCUACGCUCUGCUUCGGCUGGAGGAGGGCCCCCCACACACCAAGAACUGGAGGCCUCAGCUGCUGGUUCUGGUCCGAGUGGAUCAGGAGCAGAAUGUGGUGUACCCGCAGCUCCUGUCUCUCACCUCACAGCUCAAGGCCGGCAAGGGGCUGACGAUCGUGGGCUCCGUGCUGGAAGGGACCUUCCUGGAUAACCACCUGCAGGCCCAGCGGGCGGAGGAGUCCCUGCGCCGCCUGAUGGAAGCUGAGAAGGUGAAAGGCUUUUGCCAAGUCGUGAUCUCGUCCAACCUGCGGGAUGGCAUGUCCCACCUCAUCCAGUCCAGCGGGCUCGGUGGCCUGCAGCACAACACGGUGCUGGUGGGGUGGCCGCGCAACUGGCGGCAGAAGGAAGAUCACCAGACCUGGAGGAACUUCAUUGUGUGGGCGGUCUGGCGUAAAUGCAAGAUGCGCAUCUUCACGGUGGCGCAGAUGGACGAUAACAGCAUCCAGAUGAAGAAGGACCUGACGACAUUCCUGUACCACCUGCGCAUCACGGCUGAGGUGGAGGUGGUGGAAAUGCAUGAGAGCGACAUCUCGGCCUACACCUACGAGAAGACCCUGGUGAUGGAGCAGCGCUCGCAGAUCCUCAAGCAGAUGCACCUCACCAAGACUGAGCGGGAGCGAGAGAUUCAGAGCAUCACAGACGAGUCCCGUGGCUCCAUCCGGCGCAAGAACCCUGCCAACACCCGGCUGCGGCUGAGCGUCCCAGAGGAGCAGGUGGGCGACAGCGAGGAGAAGCCGGAGGAGGAGGUGCAGCUCAUCCAUGAUAAGAAUGCCACAGCCUUCUCCAGCAGCCCCCAGUCACCCAGUGACGAGGCAGAGACGGCCCCGGAGAAGGUGCAUCUCACCUGGACCAAGGAAAAGUCUGUUGCGGAGAAGACCAAGAGCAAGAGCCCCGUCAGCCCAGAAAGCAUCAAAGACUUCUUCAGCAUGAAGCCGGAGUGGGAGAACCUGAACCAGUCCAACGUGCGGCGGAUGCACACAGCUGUCAAGCUUAACGAGGUAAUCGUCAAGAAGUCACAGAACGCCAAGCUAGUCCUGCUGAACAUGCCAGGCCCACCCCGCAACCGGAAGGGGGAUGAGAACUACAUGGAGUUCCUGGAGGUGCUGACAGAGCACCUGGACAGGGUCAUGCUGGUGCGUGGUGGGGGCCGGGAGGUCAUCACCAUCUACUCCUGAAACGCCAGCU